AUGAGCUUGGUUUGCGAUAAGCAGGAGACAAUCUUCGUUCGGAGAUUCAAGGUGCGAGUCAAACCGGCGCUCGAAGAACAGCCCCCCCUCAACUUGGACAAAUUUGGCGACGAAUUCUGCCUUCACCGAGAAAAACCUGUUCGUGAUGGUAGUUCCAAAACCCCUCAAGGCACGCUGGCUGUGACCCUCGAGCAACCCAAACCUUUUUGGCUCCCACUCCGGGACCCUUAUAGUACUGUCAGUCGGGCAAUCCGGUUGUUUCUCCGAUACACACCGACGGACAGUAACGAUACGACGCUUCCCAAGCUCAAGUCCUUGCGUGGGCAGCUUACUGGCACGACUCUCUUUACAACUAGCUUUCACGACGACAUACCCACCAAAAGGAAAGACCUUCUCGGACGGCCGCUGAACUUUGAAGACACCGUAUUCCCAUCGUUCACGCUUAAUAUUCCCACACCGCAAUGGUCACAAGAUGAAACGGGCUGCUACACCACGACGCUGCUUGUCCCUCUCUGGCUGCCCCCGGAGAACUUCAUCAUCACCUUCCACUCAUGCUUGAUGUCUCGCAUGUACACAAUCCACUUCCGUCUUGCAGUCAGCAAUACUGCGACAUUCUCUUUAAAAGCUCCAGUGGAUAUCAUCGCUCAGCGUGACUCGUCUGUACUGCCAUCAUACAACGCAUCUGUUGGGCUUGUUGACGAUAUCUGA
This is a messenger RNA of Aspergillus melleus, 708 nucleotides long. RefSeq lists its product as uncharacterized. Lineage: Eukaryota; Fungi; Ascomycota; Eurotiomycetes; Eurotiales; Aspergillaceae. Bases 1 to 708 code for a protein of 235 amino acids. The transcript has a single exon. The record is from RefSeq and is a predicted model, not a curated record.